AUGGACGACUUGCUGCACCACUACAAGGUGCUCAAACAGUUCUUGGACAUCUCCCACGACGCGGAGACGCCGCGCAAAAACGCGUCGUCGCGUGCGGCCAAGGCGCGAGAUAAAUUGUUGAAGUUGUCGUCGGCCCAGUUCCGGGAACUUAGCACCGAUGUGUUUGACGAGUUGCGGCGGCGCAUCGACGAGCUGCGGUCCGAGCCGGACUUCUUGCUCCCCAAGCUGAAUUUCCAUCCGAAGCGGAACCAGGCGCGGCAGAAGUUGUCGUCGUUGCCGCAGCUGCGGUUCCGCGACUUGGUUCUGGAUAUCAGCUACGAGAUCGAGAGACGGAACUUGCACAUGGGGCUGGGCCUGGGCCUGGUCCUGGGCUCUGUUUCUGCUGCUGCUCCUGCGGCAGCUCCUGCUGUAGCUCCAUCGUCUUCUUCCCAUACCGUAGUGACCCCUAGUACGACAGGCAGUUUUAAGAGAAACGACUUGGAGACAAGGCCAUUGUCCUUUGAUAUGUCUUCGAAUCUGAUCCAGAGAGAGCCCUCCAGCGUCUCCACCGGCGGCGACGCCAUGGGCGCCGUUGCUGGCGCGGGCGCUGCUCUUGGCGUUGCCGGCGCUGCUGUUGGCGCUGCUGUAGCUCAUCACCAUAUGUCUGGCCCCAGUAGUAAUAGUUAUGGCCACCAAAACGUAGAAUCCGACUUGAGCGCUCCUCUCAGCCCCAGCGUGCCCCACUCCGCUUCCCAGCUUCCCGACUCGGCCCUCCCUGGCGCAGGCUCCAUGUAUGGCGAUCUCGCUGUGCCCGAGUCAGCGGCCACUCCAAAACAGGCCAUGGCCAUACUGUCGACCACCGUGGUUCCAGCCAAGGCAAACAUGACCUGGUCUAGCGACGAGGACGAAGAGGAAGAGGCAAUGGCUCGUGCUGCCCCAGAAACCGCCAGACGUAUCUCUUUGUCUGACACCUUCUCCAUGAACAAGAACAAGGCGCCGCCUCGCAUCGCCUCUUUGGAAGACCCCGAACCGUCCGUAUCUCACAUCGACGACAUGAGCGUGUUGAAAGAACGAUACGCCGCUCUCGAGCACGAGAUCAAUGACCUCAAAGCCCAGAACGAAGAUGCUAGAACACUCAUCGACACUCUCACUCAGGAGAAAGAUGCCUAUUUGGAAGAGAAAUCAACGCUCCCCUCUCACGAGGAACACUCCGUGUUGCAGGAGGAGUUGGAGUCGUUGCGCUCUGCCAACGCUGCAUUGAGAUUGGAAAACCAGAACAUCAAGGCCACCAAGCGCAGAGACAGCAAAGCAUUGUCUCGUGACCUCUCCAUCUCGAGUCCUACCGCAGCUGCCAUUGCUGCUGUGCCUCUACCCACGUCUGCUCCUGUUGAUGUCAAUGCAGAACUUCGCAAAUUGUACGAGAAAUUGGAUCUGAUAUCAGUCAAGCCAUCGAGCCCUCAAACUAAUCUCAAGGAGGAGCUCUUAAGAAACGAGGCCUUGCAGUGGCAGAGAAAGUACGAAAACAUCCAGUCCAAAGAUCGCGUUUCGUCCAUCAAAUUGCCCUCCAACGAUUUGCAAAACUACAUUUCUCCAACCGGGCAAAUCUCCAUCAAACGUGCCGCAAAGUUUUUCUCCCUCGUGGAAACAUUCAUUGAGAGUGUUAGUGACAAGAACUCCGACGCUGAUCUCCUAUUCGAAAAGAUCUCUUCUAUUGCUCUAGCAGCCAACAAAAUCUCGAGCACUACUAGCUCCGCAUCUCCAGAUCUUCAGAACCAAGGCAAUUCGAAUGCAAUCCGUGAAGCAGCCAGUCAUGCUCUCACCGCGACAAGAUACUAUGCUACAUACAAUAACUUGAUGCCUCGUGUUAUUGUGGAGAGGGCUGUCAGUGAAAUAGCAUUCACUGUCUGCGACCACAUCUCUGUGGCAAAGUUGAAACUUGAUGACGGCCUGUCAGUCAAUGAGAGCAGCUUUUUAUCACAAAAUGACACCUCCCACAUGGACGGAGUUAGGCCUUUAAAGAUAUCGUCUAGAAGUGGUCCUGAACCCAAAGCAUCUAAUAGAGGAUUCGAGCAGCAAGAUAUACUCCCCAAAGAAUCUGCAAAACUCGGCCCUGCCUCAAUUCCUAUAUUAUCAGCCCAAGACUCCAAGAGGGUCAUCGCGCCACAGGGAAGUCAGUCUGUUGAUAGAUCAAUGACCAUCCCAGAAGCUAAUGAUACCGGUGAUGCACCUAGCAAGAACUCCAACACCACCCCGCUACUGGGAAAAAUUGCCAAUUUGUUUUCCGGCGCUUCUAAGACCGAGACAACUCAACCCUUGUCAACUACUGGGAAGAGAAUCUCUACUGAACCUGAGGUAGACAACGAGAAAGAGAAUUUGUAUGAAACACACGGAUCCCCACUGAUGGCAAAGCCAAGUAUUUUAGAAAAAGUCAAGCAUUUCGAGAGCCAACAGGACUUGGAAUCUCAGAAGUCAAAGAGAGCAUCCUUUUCACCCACCUAUUCCUCGAAGUCCCGGUUCUCUGAUGAUUUUGGCAACGCAUCUCAACAGGAGGGCACAGCAUCAAAAGCAAUUGGUACCACAAAAGCAAGAACAAGCAGUGAUACCGUGGACGAAGCUGCUUCGAUUGCUUCUGAUACCACUCCAACCAGAAGCAAAAGCAUAUUCCAGAGUUUGAGAGAAAGAUUCACUGGUGACAAUCAAAAGAAUGAGACUCCAAAUGGCCACAAUGAAGCUCUGAAAGCUUCCAAGUCAACAAAUGAUGAUAUUACUCCAAAGGUCCUGAAAUCAAUGCUGAUUGAUUCUGGUAGAAACGAAGAGUUCCAUGAUGUCAGUGACACUCCAACAUUCGCCAAGAAGACACAGUCUUCCUUGCCAGUAGAUGUCAACAAUUCAAAGUCACUUGGUAUUUCUUUGACUAACGACAAGAAUGCUCCUUCCGAAAAGCCACCAAUGGCUGACAGUGUUACAGCUAACGUCAAGCCUACAACUCUUGGUCAAGCCUUUGUGCCCGAAAAGGUGACGCCAGCAAGCAAAGAUACGACAGAGGCUCAAGAAAAGCCCUCAAAAUCUUUUGUCUCAGACAAAGCCAUGGGAUUGGCUAGUGUGGGUGCUGCAGGUGUCGCUGCAGCAGUUGGUGCAAUUGCUUUGAACACAAAACCCUCCGAGGAGAAGUCAAUAGAAACCAACAAACCGCUGCAAGGCGCCGCCGAGACCGGUAGUUCCAAUGAAACUAUUCGUGCUCCAGCGCUUGUUGGGGACUCUUUGACGGAAACAAAGAGAGCCAUCACAACAGGGCUGGGUGCAAUCAAACAAGAAGCAUCUACUGGUUUGAACUCUGCAAAGAAUUCCAUUGAGCAGCAUGUUGAUCUGGUUUCUCAGGGAGCUUCAGAUUCGACAAAAGCAUUCAUUCCAGCAUUGAACAACACUAACCAAGCUAACAGAGGACCCGAGUAUUCUGUUGGCCCAGGCGCAUUUAAAGUUGAGCUGAAAGACGAGGUCGAUAACGGAUCAGCCAUCAAACCAGCAGGCCCAGAAAGCGAGCAAGAUGAGCCAAUCGAAAGAAGUCUCUCUCAAGGUAAACCUGUGGAGAAACUGUCUUCCAUCAAAAAUUUCUUCUCCGGCAAGGCAAUUUCUGACAAGAAGUUUUCGGUGAAGAGAAUUAUCUCUGGAGACAAACUGAACGAUUCCGGCAUGACCGAAAGCGACAACCAUAAGCUGUCAUACACCGAAGAACUUGAGAAUAGCCACCCCAUAGAAGCAAAGCCAAUCAAAAUUGAGCAGAUCAAGCAGGAGGUUGACGACAACGUCCAAGCAGAGAAGCCAAGCACGAGGGUCUAUGAAGCAGAAAAGAAGCCUGAAAGCACCAGGGCAACGGGCAGAACUACGUUCGCUCCCACCACUUCUGUGAUUCUGAGCAACGGCGCGGGAAUUGAUGGUGACGAGGAAGAGAGCGACUACGACGAAGAACAGGAUGAAGCACGCCAGAGACAAGACUACCGUAAAUCGAUGGCUGCUGCUACGUUCAACAUCGAUCUCUUCAACAUCGAUGAUCCAGACAACACAUUGACGCAAUUGUUGCUCUACUUGGAGCACCAAACUGUACAAGUGAUCCUGACAAUCCAGGACUUGUUGUCUGCAAUCAAGAAACCAGAUGUCUCCCGCGGAGAAUUGCGUGGCAACUCGAGUGCCAUUUCCGAGGUCAUUCGUCAAAUGACAGAGGCUACAAACACAUCGAUGAACCAGACCAGAAACCAUCAAUUGAAGGAGCAUGGAAGCUGGGUCGUCCGCAGCUUGGAGGAUUGCAACCAUCGUAUGAAUGCGCUCUGCAAGCCUACUGCCGAGAAGACCGACCAGGAGUUUGCAGACCGUCACUUCAAACAGAGAUUGGCGGGUAUUUCGUUUGACAUCGCCAAGUGCACCAAGGAGUUGGUGAAGACCGUCGAGGAGGCUAGCAUCAAGGAGGACAUCGCUCAGCUCGACGCACGGAUCAAUCAAGUGGAUGACUUGACUUGA
Australozyma saopauloensis is the source of this 4491-nucleotide messenger RNA. It is a transcript of the gene SPA2, whose product is annotated as Spa2p. The transcript has a single exon. Lineage: Eukaryota; Fungi; Ascomycota; Pichiomycetes; Serinales; Metschnikowiaceae. Gene Ontology annotation, cellular component: mating projection tip; cell cortex of growing cell tip; actomyosin contractile ring. Gene Ontology annotation, molecular function: MAP kinase scaffold activity. Bases 1 to 4491 code for a protein of 1496 amino acids. Gene Ontology annotation, biological process: pseudohyphal growth; invasive filamentous growth; bipolar cellular bud site selection. The record is from RefSeq and is a predicted model, not a curated record.